GCAUCUUUGGCCACGCGACCUCCUGCUUCCCAGAUCAGAGGUGGUCUCUGCCAUUUCUCCUACGCGCGGCUGCUCGAGGACCCCAGCUGUUCAUCGCUUAUCUCCGUGUGCAACUCAUGAACCUCCCGCUGGUCGUAUGCGUCACGAGUUCCUGGCACACUGCUGCACAAGACUUCUCGGCCGACGGCUUGGCAGCGAUGGUGCACGCGCGGCGCUCGAAGGCUCGGGUCAUGGUGGCCACCAUGCUGGCGGUGGAGGGCCAUGAUGGCAUCGUGAAGAGCGGUGCCAUCCGGCCUUCGGAGAUCAAGCAGGGAGAUGCCUGCUAUGGGAGCGGCGUGUACUGCACGAAGCUCCCGCCAAGCACGCCCUUCUACAAGGUUCUUACCAACAACUAUGACAUGGACGGCGGCGUCAACAACAGGGGAACGGACAAGGGGGACAGAGCCAAUUUCGUCGUGUGCUUCAGGGUCGGGCUGAAUGACGCCACCGUCAUCAAUGACACGGCCGGAAGAUCCGUCCUUACGAUUGGUGGUGGCCAGAAUGUCAGCUUAGAUGCAUCUGAGGAUCAUGGCCCUGCGCAGGAUGUUGCCAAGCGAGGGAUUGAUCCACUUCCGAGUGACCUUUACUACUGGAAGCUGGAUUUCUGGCACAUGGACAAGCUCAAUUAUGCCAAUGCCUUGAAGCGCAAAGACAUCUUCUGCGUCAAAGCUGUCACGGCAGACAAAUUGGCGGGAGAGUUAGCGUGGCUGAAGAAGUCGGAUGAGUGGACUCCCACAGACGAUGGCAACCUCCGCUUUCGCGGCAGGUCUGGGUCACUAACGGCAGGUGAGAGAUCCUCCGUUGGCUUUGACAAAGUCAUGGUGAUGCUUUGGUGGACUAGGAAGAACUUCCGAAGUCAAUGUCAGGGGUGCUUGCUUCACGGUGACAUUGACGUAGUUGAAGCGGCCCUAGCCAAGAAGCAAAAACAGUGGUCCAAGCUUUUGGCCGAGCUCGAUUCGCUCGCACCAGAAGGCAAAGAGGUAAAUUUUCUUCGGACAUGGUUGAAAACCAUCACCGAAAAAAGCGGUUGA
Messenger RNA from Symbiodinium natans, 1070 nucleotides. NCBI's taxonomy places the organism in Eukaryota, Dinophyceae, Suessiales, Symbiodiniaceae. The record is from the annotation of a GenBank genome assembly.